CUCAAAACAGAUGAAGAGGAGCUGCAGCUUUUUUUUCCUCCUCUGAGAAAACGCUUGAUUUUUCGUACUGAGUGCUACAUGUGUGUAUUAGCGCCGGCAUCCUGCAGGACACAACUGAAAAUUCGAGUUCGUUCUGAGGAAGUGACCCAACAGGGCUCAGUAGCCAUACUGCAUUCCAGCCAAAAAUAGAGGGUCUCACAAUAAGAGCUUAUAAUGGAAUCAGCAGAGAUUCGACCAUGCUUUUGUAUAAAACUUCCACACACUCCUGCUGGCUCACAGACAGAAACUUGUAUGGCUUCAGGUGGCAGGACAUCAAACACUCCAGAACACAUCACACCUGUGGACCAUCAGAAACACGUAAAAAAGGAAGAACCUGAAGAUGAAGACUACCUCUGUACGUCAGAAAGGCACAUUACAGGUGAAGCAACAUCAGCCUCUGUGGGACAUUUCACACCUGUGGACCAGCAGAAACAUGUAAAAAUGGAAGAACCUGAAGAUGAAGACUAUCUCUACAUGAAUGAUGCCCAGUUUCAAGUCUUCUCCUGCUCCUGGUGUCCACUUUCCUAUACAUCUCAAAAUUACCUCCACAAACACAUCAGAAGAUGCCACUAUGAGGAAUAUGAGGGAGAGAUAAAAUAUGAUAAUCUUAUGACCACAAGAAGCUCCAGUAUUCAGCAAACUAUCUCUGGCACUGUCAGAAGUAACACCUCUGAUUUGCGAAUGGAGAAAGAAGUCUAUCUCUGCUCACAGUGUGGGAAGAGUUUUACUGACCGAAGUAAUCUCAGACGACACCGAUAUAUUCACACAGGAGUGAAGCCGUAUCACUGCUCACAGUGUGAGAAGAGUUUUAUUCGAAAAUAUGAUCUCCAAACACAUCAGCGUAUUCAUACUGGAGAGAAACCGUAUCACUGCUCAAAGUGUGGGAAGAGUUUUACUCGAAAUUGUGAUCUCCAAAUACACCAGCGCAUUCACACAGGAGAAAAACCAUAUCAGUGCUCAGAGUGCGGCAAGAGUUUUAAUCAACAGAGCCAUCUCCAAACACACUUGCACAUUCAUACAGGAGAGAAACCGUAUCACUGCUCAGAGUGUGGGAAGAGCUUUAUUCGACGGAAUGAUCUUCAAAUACACCAGCACAUUCACACAGGAGAAAAGCCGUAUCACUGCUCAGAGUGUGGGAAGAGUUUUAUUCGACAGGGUGAGCUCCAAAUACACCAGCGCAUUCACACAGGAGAAAAACCGUAUCGCUGCAUACAAUGUGGGAAGACUUUUUCCCAACAUAGUAAUCUUCAGCGACACCACCGUGUUCAUACAGGAGAGAGGCCAUAUCACUGCUCACAGUGUGGGAAGAGUUUUGCCCAACAUGGGAAGCUCCAACAACAUCAGCGCAUCCACAAUAGGGAAAAACUACAUCGCUUCUCGGAGUGUGGGACGAGUUUUAACAAACAGAAAAAUCUCGAACAACACCAGUGCAUUCACGUAGCAUAGAAACUGAUUUGAUAUUCAUAGUGUGGAUUUACUUAUACAGGUGCAUUUAACAUCCAGAAGUGUUCCAAGAUUAAGACAUCGGUGUAUUAAUUUGAGAACACAGAAUAAGCUGACCUGCUAAUAGCUAUCAUGAUUUCCUUAAAAUAUGUAGAUAAAUGUAUUUAUUGUGUAUGUACAGUAUAUUAGUACAUUAUGUAUUUGCAUAGUAACCAACCUGUGUUUGUUAGACACAAACCUCGUCUUGUCAGGGUGCUCUCAAUUUUUUGCAAGCAGUGUAAGGAAUAUAAGGAAUUACAGGGAAAACUAGGUUUUGAUCUGAAUGGGUUUCCCUUCUCUCAUGCCAUAAGGCUGAUCAGCUGUAACUCCAAAUGACCAAGUCAGCAUAGCUACCAAGAAAGAUACUCAUGUCUGACACCACCUGUACACUUAUGCCAGUAAGUAUUAAAAUCAUAAUAUGGGAACAGGAGAACAAUAAUUCCAUCCUGAUGCCCUACCUCUGCUUAGAGUUUUCAUCACUCACUGCUGCCAAGGAUGGAUUGACAUGGACAGCUCAGUCCCUCCAGGAUUUUGUGAUUUUGCAAUUACAGAAAUUUAUGCAAAAUCAAGCAAACCCUGCAAUAUUCGGAGGAGCUUGCAAUUUUUCAAAAUUACUACAGAUUUGGGCCAAGACGUGUCAUGUGACAUCAUCACAACACACAUUCAGCCAAAGUACAGCUAAAAUGUCUCAUUUACCAACAAACCUCGCUGAGAUAGAGUGCAAAACAAUUUUGUGCAGUUACAAUUUCGCCAAUUCAAGUAGUUUUCCACAAGAAAAGCACAAAUCGCAGUUUUUGGAAAAAUAAAAUCAAGCAUUUUUGGUCACAACAAUCACAAAAUAACUGUGAAAUCCUGUAUGGACUGACAGCCUAUAGAUCACCAUGGAAUUACUGUGGAUAGUCCUACAUAAAAACCCGUAAAGAUGGCUGUGGAUUUUCUUCCUUAGGACUGCAAUUGUUAAGAAUAUUUUGCACUCCAGUUUUCAUCAUUGAACAGUAAAUAACUUUCAGUUUGUUACAGUAGACUUGAAGGUAAAACUAUAAUGAUUUCAGAAACUAGAGUGAUGCUCAUACUAAAGUUCCUCUUAAAACAAUUAGUACUUUUUUGAAUAUGUAAAAUACAAAUACAGAAAAUAAUUUAUUUAUAAUAACACUGUCCGGUGACACCAAGAUGAAGAUGGGUUCCCUUUUGAGUCUCUUUCCUCAAGGUUUCUUCCUCAUAUCAUCUCAAGGAGUAUUUCCUCACCACCAUCACCUCUGGCUUGCUCAAUAGGGAUAAAUUUAUACAUUUCAAAUUUAUAUCUGGAUUUUUGUAAAGCUUCUUUGUGACAAUGUCCAUUGUUAAAAGUGCUAUAUAAAUAAAAUUGAUUUGACAAUAAUGAUGCUCUGGGUUC
Ictalurus punctatus (channel catfish) is the source of this 2914-nucleotide messenger RNA. Its product is annotated as zinc finger protein 501. The coding region runs from base 214 to 1485 and encodes 423 amino acids. Lineage: Eukaryota; Metazoa; Chordata; Actinopteri; Siluriformes; Ictaluridae. The transcript is spliced from 6 exons. Gene Ontology annotation, molecular function: RNA polymerase II cis-regulatory region sequence-specific DNA binding; DNA-binding transcription factor activity, RNA polymerase II-specific. Gene Ontology annotation, cellular component: transcription regulator complex; nucleus; PcG protein complex. Gene Ontology annotation, biological process: regulation of transcription by RNA polymerase II. The record is from RefSeq and is a predicted model, not a curated record.